AUGACAAGCGGUCUUCCCUAUCUUAAGUCGCUGCGCAAGCCCGACCUCGUCGACUUCGCCGAGCGCACCGAUCUGCAAGAAUAUGAGGACUUUAACAAGAAUGACCUCGCAAUUGCGCUGGACAAGCACCUGAGCGACAACAGUUCCAUCUUCAUGACCGACAGCAAGCUUAGUAAAUUCUACGAGCGCCUGGGUGUCGCCACACCCAGAAAGACACCAGCCAAGCGCACGUCCGAGGCCAAGGUCGAGAUCUCCCCCGUCAAGAAGACCCCUGGUCGCAAGCCCAAGACCAAAGUCGAAAGCGAACCCUCCUCCGACGAGAGCUCCAAACCCGCAAUCACCAAGCCUACCCGGACCCCUAGCUCGGUCCGCACUCCGCAAGCCUCUUUCGAUGUCCCUGCCUCGCCGGCCCUGGUGGCCGCUAGUAUCGAUCGCCAGACCGCCAAGAUGCGCGAGGGUCUGGAGAACGCCUGGGACCACAGUGGCUUCCUAGAGCACUCGUACAGCGUGCGCGCAAUGCUGAGCAGCCUCAAGGCCGUCGAGACCAUCCUCAUCUGUCUGGAGGGGUCCAGCGUGAUCAAGUCACUUUUCCCUAUGCGCCACCUCGCCAACACCCCCGCCGUGGACGCGAUCCACCUGCCGGAAAUUAUGAUCAAGGUCCCCGACGUGUUCGUGAUGAUCACCGGCGAGUUCUGGGCUUCUUUGACAUUGUGGGCACUUACCAGCGUCGUAUUGCCUUUGAUUGCGGCUUGGUUCAUUAACUUGAGCUGGAUGGCUGCGACUGGUGGGCAGUCUGUUCGUCGGACUCGCUCGGCUUCGACUCGUGCCAGCUUUGAUCCGCUUACCUUUAACAUUGCGAAGGCUUUGCUGGUGUAUAAGGUCUUUGUGGAGCACUUCAACUACUUUGAUCUCUUCAGCAACUACACUAUUGUCAAGGUCAACGCUGUUGUUCCUGGUCGCUGGAAGGGUAUGUUGACUGGAACUGCUAUCGGCGUUAUCGGGACUCUGUACGAGGCUAUCUUGCGACGCUCCUAA
Molecule: messenger RNA, 1035 nt
Organism: Penicillium atrosanguineum
Lineage: Eukaryota; Fungi; Ascomycota; Eurotiomycetes; Eurotiales; Aspergillaceae
Exons: 3
Coding region: 1-1035 (344 amino acids)
Cellular component (GO): membrane
Source: RefSeq, a predicted model, not a curated record